CGCCUUAUCCUUUCCUCUUGCUCCUGGACGCCAGUCACAUGCACGCCUACAUCAUGUGAUGCGCAUGAGGUAGGAGAGUUCUUUUCAAUUCCACGAAAACCCAGCCAUGGCCAAGGUAGCUCCCUCCCUCCUCGCCGUCAGCAGCGGCGCUGCCUUCACCGCCCAGCCAUCGCCCAGGAAAGGUGCCAGUUUGUUCCGCGAUCGCGUCGUCAGCAGGCGUGCCAGGAUAUCAGCUAAGCUCGGUGGAGAUGGGGAGCUGAAGCCUCCAGGCAAGAAGAAGUUCAUCACCAGGGACGAGGAGCCGGAACAGUACUGGCAGACUGCGGGGGAGAGGGAGGGUGAGAACCCCAUGAAGACGCCCCUGCCCUACAUCAUCAUCUUCGGCAUGUCCACCCCCUUCGUCAUCCUCGCCAUCGCCUUUGCCAAUGGCUGGAUCAAGGUCCCUGUACGAUGAAACCAUGUCAUCGCGCGAUCAGAUUUUUGGAAGCUUCCAGCCAAACACCUUGUCACUUCCUGCCCUCUCCAGCGAGAGCCCUGCGAGUUUUUACCUUCAUAGAGAUAAAGAGUCAAUGCUUUGUAAAGCACAAUAUCAAUCUUCCGUUCUUCACACAAGACAAGGUUUGUACCAUCAGCAGCUGUCAGGAACAAUCACAUGUCCAACUAUGUCUUGGUUUCCGGUAGACCUCAACUGAUUCUGCUAUACAAAUGGCAUAUACUGUAUCUAAAAUAAGCUAAUGUUCAGUCCAUCCCGUGUUCAAGGUCAAUGAAUUGCCCAGAAAAGGUGUAAAA
Panicum hallii is the source of this 789-nucleotide messenger RNA. RefSeq lists its product as uncharacterized. Gene Ontology annotation, cellular component: chloroplast. The record is from RefSeq and is a predicted model, not a curated record. Bases 107 to 454 code for a protein of 115 amino acids. Lineage: Eukaryota; Viridiplantae; Streptophyta; Magnoliopsida; Poales; Poaceae. The transcript has 3 exons.